UCAAUAUGCUCGUGCACUUUAAAUCGCGCUGCUCGCAGGCUGCCUGCGAGCCCCAGGCCGCCUGGCACGCCACGAGUGGCCGGCUGGGCGUGCUCGGGGACGUGGGCGCACCCGUGGGUGCUGCCUCACCCUGCCACGGCUCCGCUCGUGGUGCUGGGGCUGCGCACAUGAGUGGCGAGGACACACGCACGGCCGUGGGGAGCCAGCACCGGCUGCCACCGCGAGGCGUGGGAGAGAGCCCUGCCACCCCUCCGGGCACGUCAGGCUGCCUCGCACCAUGCCCUCAUUCGACGAGGUGUUGAAGGAAGCUGGGGAAUUUGGACGGUUUCAGAAAAGAGUCUUUUUCCUCCUUUGCCAGACCGGCGUCACUUUUUCCUUCCUAUUCGCCAGUGUGGUUUUCCUGGGGCAGGCGCCGGGCAACUACUGGUGCAGAAUCCCUGGGGCAGCCGAAUUAAGUAAAAGAUGCGACUGGUCACUCGAAGAGGAGCAGAACUUCACCCUGCUGCACCUGCGCCUGGCGAACGGCUCGGCCAGCGGGCAGUGCGAGCGGCUGGAUAUAUCCUGGGACACCUCCACCAGCUGUGCCAGCCCCCUCGCCCACCGCCCCAAUGUCAGCACGGGCAGCCCACGGCUCGCAGCCUGCCAGGGCAGCUGGGUGUACCACCAGCCCCACUCGUCCAUUGUCAGCGAGUAUAACCUUGUGUGCGGCCGCUCCUGGAUGCUAGAUCUCUCACAGGCUAUCCUCAAUCUGGGGUUUCUGGCUGGUGCAUUCACCCUCGGCUACGCGGCAGACAGAUAUGGCAGAAUCCUCAUCUAUCUGCUCUCCUGCCUUGGGGAUGGGAUAUGUGGAAUCAUAGUAGCAUUCGCUCCAAACUUUACUGUAUUUUUGAUCUUCCGUUUUCUCCAAGGUGUGUUUGCCAAGGGAACCUGGAUGACAUGCUAUGUGAUCGUAACAGAGAUCGUCGGUUCUUCCCAGCGGAUCAUUGGGAUCGUGAUACAGAUAUUUUUCACCCUGGGAAUUAUGAUUCUUCCUGGAAUUGCCUACUUGGUUCCCACUUGGCAGGGGAUCCAGCUGGCCAUUUCACUGCCCAACUUCCUUUUCCUGGUCUACUACUGGUUCGUUCCUGAAUCUCCACGUUGGCUCCUGACACGCAAAAAGGGAGAGAAGGCAUUAAAAAUCAUGCAUGACAUUGCAAAACACAAUGGGAAAUAUCUCUCACCACAUUACUCAGAGAUCACUGUUAGCAACGCAGAGGUCAGCAAUCCCUCCUUUCUGGAUCUGGUGAGGACACCUCAGAUGAGGAGAAACACGCUUAUCCUGAUGUAUGCCUGGUUCACAAGUGCCCUGAUCUACCAAGGGCUUGUCAUGCGCCUAGGAAUUGUUGGAGGAAACCUCUACCUGGACUUCUUCAUUUCAGGAGCUGUUGAGCUGCCUGCUGCUCUCCUAAUUUUAGUGACAAUUGAUCGCUUUGGCCGGCGACUUCCCUUCGCAAUAAGCAACUUUGUGGCAGGAAUUGCAUGUCUCAUUACUGCCUUCUUGCCAGAAGAUAUCCCAUGGUUCAAAACCACGGUGGCCACGCUGGGAAGGCUGGGCAUCACAAUCGCUUUUGAAAUCGUCUACCUUGUGAACUCUGAGUUAUACCCAACAAUACUGAGAAACUUUGGUGUUUCCCUGUGCUCGAGUUUGUGUGACCUAGGUGGGAUCAUAGCCCCAUUCCUGCUUUUCCGAUUAGCAGCUGUUUGGUUGGAGCUACCUCUAAUUAUUUUCAGUAUUCUCGCGGUUGUCUGUGGGAUCCUAGUAAUGCUUUUACCAGAGACAAGGGGAAUCUCCUUACCAGAGACAGUGGAGGAUGUAGAGCAGCUUUCAAGUCCUUAUGGUAAAUGUGGCAAGAAAAGGAAACAUCAGGACACCAACUCUUAUAUAUGAUCUUUGAAGGAUGGCACUGAAGAAAGAAUCAUGUUCCCACACUGGUAAUUUAUUCUCCACUUGCCGCCACUUUGAAGUUUGCUGCAGAGUGUGGAUAAAAACACAUGUUCUUCUUCUAAGUGUAAUGACAUUCAGAACAAGCAGUGUAUUUUUCUGUAAAUAUGGAAUAAAUUUGUUUUUUCUAAGUGCUGUUUCCAGAAAGGGAAUAUUCUUUGGUUUAGGUAGAACAGAUCUGCUUAAAAAGAUGCACUAUCUAGCUCAGUGAGCUCUUAUUUAUUUCUUUGUAUAUUUGAGCCAUUUGUUUAUUUCUAUUAUUAGCAUAUACCCUUGGGUGAGGACAGCUGGAAAUGAUAAGAUUUGGAUGACUUUGGGGAAGAGAG
This is a messenger RNA of Cygnus olor (mute swan), 2307 nucleotides long. It is a transcript of the gene SLC22A3, whose product is annotated as solute carrier family 22 member 3. The coding region runs from base 278 to 1927 and encodes 549 amino acids. The record is from RefSeq and is a predicted model, not a curated record. The transcript is spliced from 11 exons. Gene Ontology annotation, cellular component: membrane. Gene Ontology annotation, molecular function: transmembrane transporter activity. Gene Ontology annotation, biological process: transmembrane transport. Lineage: Eukaryota; Metazoa; Chordata; Aves; Anseriformes; Anatidae.